Messenger RNA from Propithecus coquereli (Coquerel's sifaka), 497 nucleotides. RefSeq names its product ankyrin repeat and KH domain-containing protein 1-like. Gene Ontology annotation, biological process: innate immune response. Lineage: Eukaryota; Metazoa; Chordata; Mammalia; Primates; Indriidae. Gene Ontology annotation, molecular function: protein binding. The transcript has 2 exons. Bases 48 to 497 code for a protein of 149 amino acids. The record is from RefSeq and is a predicted model, not a curated record. Gene Ontology annotation, cellular component: cytoplasm.
CAAAACAAAAAAAUUUCUCUCCUUUUGCUUUACUUCUGAAAAUCUGCAUGCAGGAUGGACAUGUAGAGGUGGCACGUUUGCUUUUGGAUAGUGGUGCUCAAGUGAAUAUGCCUGCAGAUUCAUUUGAAUCUCCAUUGACACUAGCUGCCUGUGGAGGACAUGUUGAAUUGGCAGCUCUACUUAUUGAAAGGGGAGCAAAUCUUGAAGAAGUUAAUGAUGAAGGAUACACUCCCUUAAUGGAAGCUGCUCGGGAAGGACAUGAAGAGAUGGUGGCACUACUCUUAGCACAAGGAGCAAAUAUAAAUGCCCAGACAGAAGAAACCCAAGAAACUGCUCUUACCUUGGCUUGCUGUGGAGGAUUUUCUGAAGUUGCAGAUUUCUUGAUUAAGGCAGGGGCUGAUAUAGAACUUGGCUGUUCCACGCCUCUGAUGGAGGCUUCUCAGGAAGGACACCUGGAGUUGGUGAAAUAUUUGUUAGCUGCUGGUAUGUGGCUUUAA